AAAUAUGUCUGUGAAUAUACGCAUCGAUGAGGCUCGCUCCCUUGGGGACCAACAUGACCAACAAGGUUGCGAUGGACAGGCGACGUGUGAGGAAGCGUGUCGUGACGAUGGCGAUGUGGAAGUGGACAUGAAAUUUGGUUUGUUCGUGGAUACUGAUCGUUCGAUGCCUCGGAAUGUAUCGGAAGAGGAGUUCGAUUUUGAUUCCGCUUUCAGUUCCGAAUCGAACCAAGCGCUCACUGAUGAAAGUACGAUUGACCACCUGGAGGACAGAAUGCUGCCAGAUGGUGCAGUAGAACGGGAGCGGCUGAAAUCCCUGGAAGACGAACAUGAAAUCCUUUCGUCGAAUUUGAUUGCACUGACAUCACAUUUUGCUCAGGUGCAGCUACGACUGAGGCAAAUAGUGGAAGCGCCACCGCAGGAGCGGGAUACUUUGCUGAAAAAUCUGGAAGAGUUUGCCUUCCUUGGCAUACCGGAAAUACAACAGAAUCCGGUGAAGCAAAACAUUCCCGAAAUUGUGGCCAAUCUCGACAAGAGCCCCGAAUCGGUGGAAAAUCUGCGCGAAAAACAACAGGAGCUUAUCGGGCAGCUGAAGUCGCAGCUAAUGGACCUGGAGCGCUACGCAUACGAGUCUGGGGCGGGCAUCCUGCCACAAACGAUUCUUCUGGAAAAGCAGAAAGUAAUCAUCGAGGAAAUAAAGAAGAAAAUCAACCUUAACUUGAACGAGCUCGACUUGCCACAGCUGACAUCGGAAGAUUUGCGCCAGCAAGUAGACAGCGCUCUCGAUGAGCUAGUGAAUCCACUGAAGAUGAAGGAACAGUUAGUGACGCAGCUGAAAACGCAAAUUCAGGACCUCGAGCGGUUCAUCAGCUUCCUGCAGACAAACGAGAAAGCGGAAAUCAAAAAACGUUUCCUGGAGCAGCAAAAGCAACAGGAACAGAGAGCCGAGGCAUGCAAGGGAAACGAGGGCCGAUCGCAACGUUCGUCGGACCGUCACACUCUUUCAAAGCCUAUGUCUGCUCACCCGAGUAACGGCACCAGUGCAAGCCAGGCUGCAGCGAAACGGGAAUCGUUCAAUAGCAAAGCGUUUGGUUUGAUGGAUAAGGCCGGAACGCUGCUGCAAAUGUUCGCCCUCUCGCAAUUCACUUGUGGAAGUGAGCAUCGAAACAGCGAGACAAACUAUCAAUCCAAGAUGAUGACCCGCACGCGACAAAACUGUUGGGGCGACAUUCGAGCAAGGCUGGAGUACGAUGUGCAGGAGAUAGCGUCUUUGGCGCUAACUAUGCAAAAUGAAAUAUCACCCAAGGAAGCGGACCACAACGACGAGGAAGACGAGGACUCGAACCGUCCCGGACGUGACAAUAGGAAGAAUUACGAGCUGACGCUGCUUGUUCGCAAGCGUUUGGCGAAAACUAUCCAACGGUUAAUGCAACACGGUUUGCGGAGCAUUUCCGAGAGUGCGAGCCACAGCCUUGUACCAUUCAUUUCCGGGUGCUUUUCUACUACGGGCAGCGGCCAUAGUGGUACCAAUCAUUCCAGCAUGAGCAGUCGUGCAAAUGAAAGUUUCUACCGCUCGGAAGUUAGACGAAAGAGUACCGGGACAACGACUACUGCGCCGAAGAAACAAUCGUCGUAUGUGGAGGAGGAUACGUCGAAUGCGGUCGUCACGGAGGAUAAUCUAUUUUCUCAGCUAGAUGACGAUGAAGAAGAGGAUAUGGAACCACAAUUCGAUAGCAAUAACAAGGACGAAAUGCAUGUCUGGGAGUUGCUGCUGGUGUAUUACAAUAUAAAAAAUGGUGAUCGUUACAACUCGACGCCGGCUAGAAAGUUGUCAGAAAGCUUCAACCUGGACAUCGUUGACGGUAGACCGUUGUCGAACAAGCAGAGUCUUCUCAGUGCUAUUGGGUCGAUCAUAGCAUUACACAGUCCCUACAAGAGAAGCUACGAUUCACAGUUUAAGGCAUUCGUAUGUGCCGGAUUGAAUGCCCAGAAGUUAACACAAUGGCUGUACCUUAUUUUCCAGUGCAAAGAACUGGUUAGCUCGCAUUAUGCCAGCUGGAGCUAUGUGGCCAACACCGGAUUUCGCGACGCUUUAAAAACGUUGGAUUGCUUGACACAGUACCGGUUUGAUCUUCCAGUCGAUUUAUCAAUUCGCCAGUUUAAAAACAUUAAAGACGUUUUUAUAACCGCGAGCAACAUGAGUGAGAAAAAGAAAGCACUUUUUAUUUGCCUGGGAAACAUCUGCCGAUCACCUAUCGCGGAGGCGGUGUUCAUAAAAGCAAUCGACACGGCUGGCGUAGCAGAUCAGUGGGAAGUAGACAGUGCGGCCAUAGGAUCGUGGCACGUUGGACGAAGCCCUGACCAUCGGGCUCUGGCAACAAUGAAAAAGCACGACCUACCGUACAGCAACAAGGCUAGGCAGAUUAAAAAGGCGGACUUUGAGCAUUACGAUUACAUUUUUGGAAUGGACGGGGAGAACAUUGCUGAUUUGAAGGAACGCGCGCCCAAGGGAGACAGCAAAGCGAAAAUACUACUGCUGGGUGAUUUCGAUCCGCAACAGCCUGGUGCUAUCAUACGCGAUCCGUACUAUGAUAGCGGCUCGGAAGGGUUCGAGCAGUGCUACGUGCAGUGUUCCGUGCUGUUCGAACAACCGAGGUGCUGGUGUGAAGCUCUUCUUCCGUAUCGCGAACACCGUUGUCGUUGUGGUCGCCGUAGUUUUCCGUCGUCGAAAAAUCAUUGCUUUCCGGAAUCCAAAAGCUGUGGAAAAGGUGCCAACAUGAGUGUCGACGCUGCCGUUCCUCAACCCGCGGAUUCCUCCAAGGUGAUGAAUGGCAUGAUGGAACGGCCGAACGGCGUAAGCAACGGUCACUCGGGCGGUGGAGGUGAAAACGGCGAUCGUCAUAAAAGCCACAAAAGCUCUAGCAAGGACAAGCAUCGUGACAAAGAUCGUGACAAAAAUCGGGAUAAGGACAAGCAUCGCGACAAAGAUCGCGAUCGUGAGAAGGACAAGAAUCGCGAUAAGCACAAGAGCAGCAGCCAUUCGUCUUCUUCAAAAAGUGGUAGCAGCUCAUCGAAGGAUAAAGAGAAGUCUGACAAGGAAAAACAUAGCUCUAGUAGUAGCAGCAACAAGGAUAAGGAAAAAAGCCACCACAGUAGCUCGUCGUCGCACAAAAGUUCCAAAAGCGAUAAGGAUCGGUCGAAGGAUAAGGAACGGGAAAAAGACAAACAUCGAAGCCGCGAAGAUGGCAAGGAUCGUGAGCGUGAUCGCGACAAGAAGGAUCGCGACAAAAGCAGUCGAAGCGAUAAAGACAAGGACAAGCACAAAUCGUCAUCCUCGUCCUCGUCGAACAAAGACAAGGAUCGGGAUAAGCAUAAGAGUAGCAGCAGCAGCUCUAGCCGCGACAAGGAUAAGGACAAGAACAAACAUUCCAGCUCGAGAAGGGACAAGGAUAAGCACUCCUCGUCGUCGUCAUCCUCCAAACAUAAGGAUCGGCACCGAGAUGAGAAAGUACCUUCGGGCGAGGUGAAGGUGAAGGAAGAACCGGAGCCUGUUCCGACGGAAUUCUUGAACGGAGAAGGGUAUAUACCCCAGCAGAAUGACGCAAUGGUGGAAAACCGCGCAGGACCUGUGGGAGGAAAGUUGGACAUUUCCCAGGCAAGUUCGUGCGAUUACUCGAUGUCGCAGUUCCGCGCCGACGAGACACCAUUUGCGUUGAAGCAAAAUGAAACGAUGGACCAAACCACUUCCAACCAGGACGACGAUUAUCAGAAUAACGAUGACGAGGAGGGAGAUGACGCAAGCCGUUAUAAUGAUUUUAACACUGAGAAUGGUCAUCACCAUGAACAACAGCCCCAUUUGUACCAGCAGCAGCAACACCAGCAGCAAGGAUAUUUUGGUGGCAUGCAACAGCAGCACGAACAGUAUCAGGCGAACGUUCAGGCCGGUAUCAAGAUGGAGCCGCUAGAUAUCAAAGAAGAACCGCAAUCUGGCCAGGAGGGGGAGGAAGAGUCCGAGGACGAUAUACCACUAUCAAAGCGGAAGAAACGCGAGGCUGAAGAAGGCUACGAUGAAGAUGGCAGAAAGAAGAAAAUUAAGACGGAGAAAAAAGAGAAGAAAAACAAAAAGCGCUCGCAUGAUUCCGAUGAUGCCAACGAGAACGACGAUGAUGUCAAUAGCAGCAAGAAGAAACCGAAGAAGACUAAAAUAAAAAAGGAGCCAGGAGUAGAACCACCUACCCAACAUGCGAAGAAGAAUACCAAGGCUGCUCCCCCAAUGCCUGGAACCAAUCAGGCAGGAACCGGCGACCAGGCUGGAACCGGCAAGACUGGACGAGCUCGGGUAAAGAAGGAAGAAGAAGAGCAAGAAGUAUGGAAAUGGUGGGAGGAGGAAAAGCGCGACGACGGCGUCAAAUGGAAAUAUUUGGAGCACAAGGGGCCUGUAUUUGCACCACCGUACGAUCCACUUCCUUCGCACGUGAAGUUCAUGUACGAUGGCAAAGAAAUGAAGCUCUCGCAGGAUGCGGAGGAAGUGGCAGGCUUCUACGCGCGCAUGCUGGAACACGACUACACAUCCAAGCAAGCGUUCAAUGAUAACUUCUUCAAGGAUUGGCGCAAAACGAUGACGCCGCACGAGCGGGAGCGCAUCACCGACUUGGAAAAGUGUAACUUCCGUCCUAUGGCAGCGUACUUCGCGGAAAUGGCCGAGCAGAACCGGAAUCGCAGCAAAGAGGAGAAGGCUGCACUGAAGGCGGCGAACGAGCAGUUGACAAAGGAGUACGGUAUUUGCGUUAUCGAUGGGCAUAAGGAAAAGAUUGGAAACUUCAAAAUAGAACCGCCCGGUUUGUUCCGCGGCCGUGGCGAGCAUCCGAAGAUGGGCCUGGUGAAGAGGCGCGUUAUGCCCGAGGACGUCAUCAUCAAUUGCUCCCAGGACAGCAAAAUACCGUCCCCACCGCCAGGUCGCCGAUGGAAGGAGGUGCGCCACGACAACACUGUAUCGUGGCUAGCUUCCUGGGUCGAAAAUGUGCAGGGGCAGGUGAAGUACAUCAUGCUGAAUCCCAGCUCCAAGCUGAAGGGCGAAAAGGAUUGGCAGAAGUACGAAACGGCGCGUCGGUUGCUGAAGCACAUCGAUAAAAUUCGAGACACGUACCGCGACGAGUGGAAGAGCAAGGAGAUGCGUAUCCGACAGCGUGCGGUAGCGAUGUACUUUAUCGAUAAGCUUGCGCUGAGAGCGGGCAAUGAAAAGGACGACGAUCAGGCCGAUACGGUCGGUUGCUGUUCGCUGCGUUACGAGCACAUAGCGCUGCACAAGGAGCUAAACGGUAAAGAGAACGUGGUUGUGUUCGAUUUCCUCGGUAAGGAUUCCAUCCGCUACUACAAUGAGGUGGAGGUAGAGAAGCGUGUCUUCAAGAACUUGGAGCUGUUUAAAGAAAACAAAAAGCCGGGCGACGAUCUGUUUGACCGGUUAAACACGUCCGUAGUGAACGAAUAUCUGAAGGGAUUGAUGGAUGGGCUCACUGCCAAAGUGUUCCGUACUUUCAACGCAUCUUACACAUUGCAAAAGCAGUUGGAAGAAUUGACGGAUCCUAACAUGUCCGUACCGGAAAAGCUGCUUGCUUACAAUCGUGCAAAUCGUGCGGUCGCUAUUUUGUGUAACCAUCAGCGGGCCGUCCCAAAAACGCACGAGAAAAGUAUGGGCAAUCUGAAGGAAAAGAUUCGCGUGAAGCGCGAACAGGUUGAACAGUGUCAAAAGGAAUUCAAGGAUCUCAAGAAAAGUAAUGUUCGUGAUCCGAGCGCGUUUGACAAGAAGAGCAAACAGUUGGAAAGGCUAAAGGAGCAGCUUAAGAAGUUGGAGCUCCAGGAAACGGAUAGGGAUGAAAAUAAAACGAUCGCUCUGGGCACAUCCAAGCUGAACUAUCUGGACCCGCGUAUCUCCGUGGCUUGGUGUAAGAAGUUCGGAGUACCGAUUGAGAAGAUUUUCAACAAGACACAGCGCGACAAAUUCCGAUGGGCAAUAGAUAUGGCCGACGAAAACUACGUAUUUUAAAAGAAAGAAAAAAACAACAACGGGCGCGUUGCGGCGGUUUUUGCAAAUACAGCAAUCCACCGAAGCUGUCGUCCUACAUGGACACUCGUACUAUGCGUGUCGAAUGAAAAACAUCAUUUUGUUCACCAUUUAUCAUAUUCAGCACAAUGCUGUGGUAUUGAACUUCCUUUAGAUACCUAGGAAAGGAUCAGUUUCGCGACAGCUUGGUCAUAAUCGAUCCAGUCGCGAUGCACUUUUGCAAUGAAAGAUUCGCAAACCGUACGCAAUUCUAAUAUACAUUUAGAGUUUUAUUUGUUAAGAUUUGAAGGCAUCUGUUGAGGAGACCGUUUUACACGUGCCCGUGGCGUAAAACACUCUUUAGUAUGAUGUUAGAGAGACCACACGUUCUGUGCAAGUAUGUCUAUUAUCUUUUAUUUUAAGAUAUAAAGUUUCGGGGCAGAAAAACGCAAGACGACCGAUUAUGAUGUCCAACCUUGUUAGAAUAAAAUGAUAUGGUUGAAGAAGAAAAUGCAGCAUUGUACCCUUGAUGUGCGGUUCCAUUACAAGGGCUACUUUCCUAUUGUAUAUGUGCAUGCAUUGUAGUGCGUAUGCGCGUAUUGUAGUUGUAUGCGUGUAGUGCAUAUAACUAGAACAAAACAUUGGUCAGACCUAAGCGUAGUCGUAUGUUUGAAAUUUUUGUGAAAUUCAGUGCGACAGUGUUAAGGUGUAGAACAAAACCUGGCAGAGAGAGAAAGAAGAAGAAGAAGAGAGAGAGAGAAAGAGAGAGAGAGCGAGGGAGAGGGAGAGGGAGAGGGAGAGAGAGAGAGAUGUAGAAGUAACGUUUAAUUUAUUUUAGUAAAAUUCCAUCAAUCAAACUGCUCGAGACUAUCUCUUCGCACAUCAGUAGAAAGAAGGGCUACAGAGGUUUUAAAAAGCCCAACGACGUUAAUUUACAAAUCCGAUUGAGAAAGGAUCGUCACACUUCUGAUUUUAUCCUUUAUUCGCUUUAACCUGCUUCUCUCAUGUAUGGCGAGGGUUGUUAGUUACGUGCGUAGUGAAGGUUCAUUGUUUCCUUUCCCUUACAACAACAAAAAAAAACUGCUAAUGUGUGUGAAGUUAGUGAUGUUUCGGACAUAGUUUUAUAUUUUCUUAGCAAAACACAAACAAUUAGAUAAAUUUACAUGAUCAGGGUGGUCUCGUGGGAGAGUCGUCAACUCGCACGACUUAUCAAGCCAACCAAUGCCCGUCGUGGGUUCAAACCUUAUAUGGACCGUCGCCCCAUAGCAAGGACUGACUAUAUCCGGCUGCGUGGUACUACUAAUAAGACCCGAAAGCCCUUUGUAUCGGGCCGGCAUGACCACGAUGGUCGUUGCGCCAAGAAGAAAAGAAGAAGAAUAUGAUCGUGUAUAAUAGUAUUGGAUUCGCAUAACGUGAGUGCGUGUGUUUAGUUAGUAAUUACGCAUUGAUGAAGCGCGUAACGCUCGCAAAUUUCAUGCGAGGGGUUUCGGGCGGAGAGGGCUAGCUAGCAGAAGAAAUGUUCUCUCUAUUAUUACACCACGAUAAAGGCAAUAAGGUCGUACUUGGCACACCCGUUCUUCCGGCAGAUAAACCAGCCAGUGUAUAUUGUUUGUGCUCCUGUGUACACAUAAACACACUCACACACACACACACCACACACUGACAUUGUUUUCAAACUCUGCACAAUCAUUUGAUAUGUUAAGUUGUAGUAUUUAGGUGCGUAGAUGAUUUAUUUGGUUCGUGACACGAUGUUACUAGGAGUGCACUCUGCUGAAGCAAAACAGAAAUCAGUGUAAAAUACUUUGAUAGGAUUUAAAGAUGACUCAAAAAACAAAAUAUAUGCAUAUAUAUUUCAAACAAAAAAACAACACAAAAACACCCAUGAUACACUAAUGAAUCGCAUCUGAUUGUAAGCGGAGACAUGUUUGUGUGGAAAGCAUCGACUAAAAAUUGUGUAGGGGAGGGGAGGGGGAUGGUAACUUUUAAGCAAAGAGUACAUUACACAACACAACAGCAAAGGAUCAAUUUGGUAUUUAGGGGGUGGUGUAAUACAAGCACUGGAAGUGUAAUGCCUAACAUUAAAGACUAUCGAUGGAUCAGAAGAAGGAAGGAAGGAAGGAUGGAGGGGGGCUCGCUGUUUGUACGUUUACGAACGGUAGUUUUGGUUUGUUUUAUUCUGGAAACCUAUGAACAUAUGUUUCAUGGGAUGGGAUGUGGUGUUUCAUGCGUUAACAACAGUUGCAUACCCCAUUUACCGUUACAUCGCUCUAUCUACAUACACAUCUAAGCAUCUUGACUUGAUAGUGGAUAAUGAUCGAGUAAACAAAACUAUAGAAAAGCGAAACGUGUUGGGUUUCGUAAAAAAAAUAAAAUAGCACACUCAUAUAUAACAACAAACGUGAUAAGAAAGAGCGGUCAGAGCUGCGCUGCCGAUGCAAGAGGGGUCUACUUCUUUAAAUCAUCUCACCGAAACCCAUCAUCUCAUACCGAUCGAUCACCUUCAUCUCAAAGCCGUUUUAUUUGCAAUACUUAAUUUUAAAACGCUUUCAGUGUGAAUGCCCAUUUGCGAUGACGAAUGCCAUUAGAAUGGCGUUAUAUAGAGUAGAGAAUGAUUCAUGCAAUUACUAGACCUUCAAUACAGGUACGACGAAAAUUGUACGAAAAUUCGCGUGAUGUUAACAGGACAGGAGGCCGAGCUGAACCAGCGUUACAGCAGUAAUAGAGGAAAGGAAAGGAAAACACAGAAAACCACCAUUACAACAUUUUCGUACCGCCGAAACUAUGAAUGAAGCAAGGGAGACAAAUGGUCAAGCGUGUAUGCCAUGGAAAAAGGGAAGCAGAUGAUCCUCCUGCACAUCGAUGCACCUGGGGAGGGGUGGGGCACAUGAAGGCCCAAUUCGCUCGAGACGAGUGAGGGAGAUAAGGCUCGAGUUCACAUGGAAAACAAAAUGCACGUGCAAAGACAGCAGCAACACAACUACUGUAAACAGUAAGUAGUAGCUGCGAGGGAAUUUGAAAUGGAACUAAAAACAAA
This is a messenger RNA of Anopheles merus, 9071 nucleotides long. RefSeq lists its product as uncharacterized. Gene Ontology annotation, cellular component: chromosome; nucleolus. Lineage: Eukaryota; Metazoa; Arthropoda; Insecta; Diptera; Culicidae. The transcript has 13 exons. The record is from RefSeq and is a predicted model, not a curated record. Bases 5 to 6040 code for a protein of 2011 amino acids. Gene Ontology annotation, biological process: DNA topological change; DNA replication; chromosome segregation. Gene Ontology annotation, molecular function: DNA topoisomerase type I (single strand cut, ATP-independent) activity; DNA binding.